AUUAAAUGUAAAUUGAGUGUCGUACCACCGAAAGUUUACUAACUUAGACCUAGUUCGUUAGAACGUGACAUCUCGUUAAACACACCUGGAAAGAAGCCAGUUCAGAAAUGGAUCUUAAUGAGACAUACGACAUCGAAGCGGAGAUCGAAGCCGAACUAGCUAAGAUCCCUGAUGACGAAGUGAUCUUAAGUGACAAUGAGAAUGACGAGACAGUAGAUGUCACAAGGGUGUCCGACAUAGUGACUGAGGGCUGGUCAUCUGAGGAGGCGACUCCUGGAACUUCCCCAGAGAAGAAAACCACAGGUUCUGGAACACAGGAAACAGAACCAGUGACGUCACUCGACGAGGACGAGGAUGUGUCUGUGAUUUGGAGUAAACUGUGUGCGGGCGACGAAGUGGCCAGUCAACUGAGAGCGGACUUGGAGGACUGCAGCAAACUACUACUGGACGCUGAAAAAAAAAUCAGCUCACUGGAAGAUGCUGAGUAUUCUCUGGAAAUAUCAGAAUUGGCUAAAAAGCAAGGCAAGACGCCAGACGAGCUGAAACGAGAGAUAUUAAAAGACGUGGAAAAGUUGGAACAGGAACUAGAAAUAGAAGCUAACAAAGCCGACGAAGCAGAAGAGCUGCUGAAACAGCAACAACAAAUGAAUGAGACCUCCAACGAGCCCGAGGAACAUCUGGAACUUGUAAAGCUUCAUCAGAAUGAAAAUAAUCAGCAAUCUCAACCAACAACAUCGGACUAUUUUGAUAAAGAUAGUUUGGUACUAGUUCCAUCUAAACAAAGCAACAGGAUCAGUAUCAGUUCGUAUGGAGGAACAUCAGUAGUUCCAGGCACUCCUCUGGGUUCCCUGAUGUCUGGAUUUGGAAGUUUGAGAACUCCAACCUCCGCCUCGACUGGAAGGCCAGAUACGAUGAUGAGCACUGGUCGUAUGAGCAGUUUAGCAGUCGAAUGGGAACAGUUUUUAACUGAGGUCGAGCAAGAAAUGGAGCAGAGUACUCAGCAGCAACUAGAAGCAGUGGACUUGGAGAGAGAGGCGUUCAGAAGACUGCUGGACCUCCAUCGGAGUCAGAGGAGGGAGGACCGAGGGAGGGCAGCCAGGAUGCUCAAGUACAACAAGAGGGCUAAGGAGAUGGGGCUGGAGAGCAAAGAGAGGAGAGAGGGGGAGAGGAGGAAGUUGGAGGGGGAGAAGGCUCUGUUGGAGCAGGCCAAGAAGGAUCUGUUGACGUCAGUCGAGGAAGAAGAGAAAGAAACGCAGAAAAAAUUGUUGCAAUUGGAAACUGAGCACAAAGAGUACAUGAGACUGAAGGCAGAGGCUCUUGAUAAGGAGAGGAGUGAGUUCCUGAAGAUCCAACGGGAGUUCGAGAAGGAGACGAGAGAGAAGAGAAAUGCGGCUGCCACCAGGAUACAGAAACUCUACAGGGGAAUGAUGUCUCGCCAGAAGUACCGUCUGCUGAUCAAAUUGCGCAAGAAGAGAAUGGACGAGUGGAGGGCGAUGAGAGAGGCAGACGCCAUUGCAGAAUUGGCUCUGAAGAAGAGAGAGAAGACCAAAGUAGACGAAGAGAAACGGGCCAAAGAGGCAGCUGCGAAAGCUGAGAGGGUGAAGAAAGAGAAUGAGGAGGCGAAGCUGAAGAUCAAGCGGGAGGAGGAGGAGAGAAAGAAAGAGAGGGCGGAGAAGAGGAAGAGGAAGACGGAAGAGAGAAUCAAAGAGUUGGCAACCACACAGGAAGUCGAUCAGCUAGAAUUGGAGCAACAGGCGAUAGAAGUGAUCGAAAAGCUACGAUCAGAUGAGAAAUCGAAGGUCGAGAAGAAAGUAGACAGACUGAACGAACAGAAGAAGCAGGGAGGAGGCAAGAAGAAAAACAAAAACAGCAAAGACAUGAAGCCAAACCAAUCUGAAGAUACCGAAAAUACUACUGCGGACGAAAGUGUUCAUUCUCUCGCCACAAUAGACGAAGAACAAGAAAACAAAAACAACAAAGUUGACGGUGCCUCGAUAGACCACGAUGAAGAGAAAGAAUCCAAUGACCUCGAAUCAUCAGGUGUUGACGGGGUUACUGUUAGUUCCAAUACAGUUCCUCGUGAUGUUACUUCUCAAAGUGAAACUACUAGUAGUAGUUUAACAGAAGUUACGCUGAUGGCAAACAUUGCGAAAGAAAGUAGCGACUUUGCUCAAGCUAAUCUAGAAACAGAGAAUGACGUUACUGAGGUUCCAGAUGAUAUUGACGAGGACAACGACACGGCGGUUGAAAAUGAUCUGACUAUGGGUGAUUUAGAGGAGAAAGGAGACUCGAAGUUUGACUUCAACACAGAGAUAAACAAUCUCAUUGAGCCAGAAAAGGCUAAUGAUGAAAAUAAACAGACUAACCCAAUUGAAAGUUCAGAAACUAAUCACAAAGGAGAUGAUAAAGUCGCUCUAGAUAAUGAAAAGAAAGGCAGUUCGGGCGGCGCUCAUGGAAUGUUUGUGGUUAAUGAUGCGCCUGAAAAUUCAGAUAGCAAUGAAAGCAAUCAACAGGAAAAAAAUGAUGUAUCUAUUUCAUCUGACAGACGAAACAAAAAUAGCGAAAAUGUUGGUGCUGUCCAGCUUGUAGAUAAACAACAAGCUGAAUUUACUGGAGGCGGUAAAAUUAGUUUUGAUAUUUACGAUAACUCAACUAAGGAGAACCCUAAAGCUUUGAUUGAACCCGAAGAAUUAUCAGAAGCAAAUGAAAACUCGCAUCAGAUUUUGCCGAAAUAUCCACAAGUAGACGACACAGGGCAUACUCGAGGAGGAAGCGUGGAUUCACAUAUCGUAGACCACAAAGAUAAGGAAUUGACUAAAAAUUCGUUGCCUAGUCAAAAUUCGCAAUCGAAAAUUGAGCGAACAAAAAGUGCAACAAAACGAGUAUCGUUUGAAGAAAACGAAGUUAACGGAAUUGAAUCAUCCGAAAAAGCUGAAAACAAAACCGAUCGAAAAUCUGAGGAAGGUAAUUUAAAUAACGACUUGGCUAAACAAAGUAGUGAACCUGAAAUAGUUGCGCAAAAGAAUAAUUUCGAAAAAUCGUCGCCUAUCAAAACAUCAAGCGAGAGAAUGAAUAGGAACGAAGAGCAGUCUGAGAAAAGUCUGGACCCGGAAGAGGAGAAGCAAAUUAAGGAAGCCAAUGCACUGUGGGCUGUGUUAGAACAGAGGAGGAUCCAGUGGAUGUCAGACUGCAUCCCCUGGACUAAAAUCAAAACGGUGCAGAAACAGGCACAGAGCACUGCCAAAGCACGCAUGCCAAUGAGGAGUGCAGCCUCGAGGAAGCUGAAGACGAUUCCUCAAGAUGUUCUGCUAAAUGGAGCAAUCGGCCAUGCCACUGCGCUGAGCGACGUGCAGACGGUGGUACUGCAAGACCUGCCUGGCUACAAUCUGGAGCCAUUCAACAACUGCCCCCUGCUGCAGUACUUGGUGCUGGACUCGUGCAAUAUUCUCUCGCUAGAGGGACUGUCAAAUUGCACCAACCUCAAAUUCCUACACGCCAAGCACAACAAGUUGGAGAGCUUAUACUUGGGUGGGUUGGAUCAACUGAUUGAGCUGGACGUGUCCUCCAAUCGCAUCUCUAGUCUGGCUGGACUGGACGGGUGUUCCAAUCUUCGCAUCCUCAACCUCAUGGACAACAAAGUAUCCAGACUCGGCUCUCUCGUUGGUUUGAAGAAUCUACAGCAGCUAAACAUCUCAGCCAAUCAACUCAUCUCAACUAGAGGUCUCUCUAUGAUCUCCACUCUGACGUCACUAGAUGUAUCAGCCAAUCACAUCACAGCACUGGAGGAGGUUGAGUCUCUAGCUCUGCUGCAAACACUGAUUGCUUCUAAAAACUCAAUCCAAGAGAUGCCCCGUCUGUCCAACAAUGUGCUGCUGAGAUACCUGGACUUGGCUUCCAACUGUCUAUCAAGUGCAGCCACUCUGUCCCUCUGCUGGCUACCACUGCUCAAAUCUUUCAACAUUUCAACCAACGCUCUUGAUUCUCUGCCGAGUCUGAAGGCGACUGUGAAUCUGGAGGUGCUGGACUGUAGCUGCAACCAGAUCAACACAGUCCAGUCUGUCAUUGAAUCCCUCUCCUGUCUCAACAGUCUACGAGUGCUGAAGGCCGAGGAGAAUCCUUUCAUCAUUGAACAAGAUUUCCGAAGCAGCAUUGAAAGCGCUAUUCCAUCUAUAAUACAGCUGAAUGAUGAAGAGAUUACCAGAAAGUCUUCCAAAGUAGACCAUGGAAAACAAUCCGCAAUGUUCCGCACAGUAUGUCAGUCUCAAAUUGCAGCUUUAGAAUCGAUCGACUCGGCAAUAAAACUACUAAAAUUGGAUGGAUCUAACGAGCAACGAGGAGUCCUCGAGUACAUGGGAACCAAGCUAUCGUUACUUGAUCUACUUUUUGAGACUUCGGUCAAAUUUCGGGAGGAGCAUGAAUACGGAGAAACAAAUACCGUGCAACCUUUUCGUUCGUUUGAAUUGCUGAUCGAGGAGCAUACUGUUAGAUUAGCCGAGCGUACAGACGCCAGGGAAACAGAAAAUGUGCAGAAAGUAACGGGAUCCAACAAUGAGGUUCGGACUUGUGUGCCUCCUACGACUGAUAGACCUAAGAGUUCGGGAAGACGAAGACCUAAAACAGCAGAAAGGAAUCAAAAUAGAAAGAGCGAGGAAUUGGUUGGGGGAUCUCCGGGGACUAAACAUCUCCUUGGGGGAUCGCCCUUGGACGAGAUGAAGGUUCCGGAAGUGCCUAAAGAGACCGUGCAGUUUGUGAGGAAUGCGUGGAAGAGUGUAGUAAAGGACUCUAAUGAUGAAGCUGCUUCCAAAAUCCAGGCAGUGUGGAAGGGUUUUGCAAUGCGGAAGAAGCUGUCUUCCAUCCAAGCACAGGUGGAACAGGAGAUCAACCAGAUGCUACUUGAGGAGGACAUACAGCUGGAGGAGGAGAUAGACCUGGAACAGUUCAACUUCAUGGAUGAGGAGUUUUCAAUGGACGACUGGACAAUUGACUCUAUUCAACAGCCAAAGGUCAAAUACGAUUCUAAUUCUAAUUCAGUUUCUAACUCAAACCAUCCCAUAAAGCGCAAUACGAUAUUAACCAAUGGACCAACAUCAACAGAAAACAGUCGACAUUUAGACACAGUUUUGGAAACAGAGCGGGAAAAGGUGAAGCCCGUAGUUCCUAGCGAUCUGGAUGCUUCGGGAAAAUAUACUAGAUCCAGUGAUAGAGUUAAUAAGAAUUCAUGGGGUACUAGUAAUUUGGAAGUCGGUGCUCCUGACAAGCGUCUCGGGAACUCGUAUGGAGAUGGAUCUGUUGCAGCGAGUGAAGGAAGAAUAAGCAGGAUUGAUCUAGAGGAUGCAGGAGAGGGGGAAGUGGAAGACCCGAGUUCGAACUCAUUCUCGGCACGACAGAAUAAAAUUGCACAAGACUGGGGUUUCAAAAACAGUGCCACUGCUGAACUGAUGCUCAAACGAGCAAAGAAGAUGUCCAAGGUCAAGAAGCAUAUAGUGACCGAUUUGCCGCAGCAUUCUCGACUUGAGACGAGAGGCAGUCAAGGUCACAGUGUCAACAGUCGCAAUACACCUGGAUCAAUCAGUUGCAAGACAUCCUCGAGAGUGCCAAUUGGAUCGGACCUCUUGGCUUCUUCGAGACACUCAAACUCAACUGCAGUUCAGCCGAAGUUAUUUGAGGCUGCGGUUGAUUUGAACAGUAGCAAUAAUGUGGAUAACUAUUCGAGAAUAUUUGCAUGGGUGAAUUUGGGUCAGACGGAGAAUGAGGGCGACAAAGAUCAAGUGAUUAGCAGUAGACCUCUCAGUGGUAAUAGAGGCAGUCCCAUGUUGAGGAGUGGACCCCCCAAACCGACCGCCAACCCCAUCCACUUGACCCCAACAUCCAAUAAGAGGGGCUCAAUCACUAAUCUGCAGUCUACACGAGAGGGAAGUGACCUUGACAUUCUGUCUGUUAGUGACACGAAGUCACACAGGUCAUGGCAGCACCAACAGCAGGACACUACUAACAGACACAUAACAGAGAGACUAAGACAGGGCAGUGUGGGUUCAAAUGACUCAUCCAGACACACUGGUGGGGAGUCAAACUCUAUCUCGAGUUUCCUCAACAAAACGAAAGUGCUUCCUCCCAUAAAUGGAAAAUAUUUCGACGGGGGUGCUGAUCGGAACUGCAGUGCAGGAUGGGGAACGGGAAAAAGAAAUACUGGAAAACCCCCGAAGCCAAGCAGAACUCCCGCUGCAAAAUGAUUGCCGCUGCAAAAUCAGUUGAAAAUAGCAAUAAGUUCUAUCUGUGACAAAACUCAUGAUAAAUCACAUGUGUUCAGGGCAUGUAAGUUGUACAUAAAUUAGUUUUGUUUGUCCCAAAUGUAAAUAGUGUCUAAUUGUAAAUU
This is a messenger RNA of Symsagittifera roscoffensis, 6373 nucleotides long. Its product is annotated as leucine-rich repeat and IQ domain-containing protein 1-like. The record is from RefSeq and is a predicted model, not a curated record. Gene Ontology annotation, molecular function: protein binding. NCBI's taxonomy places the organism in Eukaryota, Metazoa, Xenacoelomorpha, Acoela, Convolutidae. Bases 108 to 6230 code for a protein of 2040 amino acids. The transcript is spliced from 24 exons.